GAGUCCACGACUGUUGUAUAUGCAUCUCAUCAGCUUGGCCUCCAAGUCGGGAGGAAGGCCGAAGGGGCGACCCGCGGCCGCCACCGCGACCGCUGCGCGAACCCUACCCGCCACUCCGAUCGCCACCGCUGGGGUUCUCGAUAUAUGCUUACGACGAAACGAAGAGAGCGGAGGGAGCCAAGGACGGCGGUGACGCUGUCGUGAAGAAGGCUCGGGGUGGGGGAAUCGGCGGUGGCGGAAGAGAUGGUGCCGAGGUCGGAUGUGGGCGGCGGUGGGAGCAGCAAUGCGAGUGGGGUGGUGGAGAUCGACGAGGACCUGCACAGCAGGCAGCUCGCUGUGUACGGAAGGGAGACAAUGCGGCAGCUCUUUGCCUCGAACGUGCUCAUCUCCGGCCUUAACGGGCUAGGGGCCGAGAUCGGUUGAAUGCUGGAUUGCAAAAUACAGCUGGGACUGUUGCAUUUCAUGGACAUAUGGGCAGAAACUGGGCACGCAAAAGGGUUCACAGCCUUAGACAUUUAUGCUUCAAUGUUUAUUUUGUUAUGAGGUGUUUGAUUUGAGGAAUAAGCUAAUCUAUCAUCUUCUCACUCCUCACUUUUUUUUAUUUAGUUUGUGGAAUGAAUUGAGUUGAUUCAUCACCACCUCAUUCCUCAUAGUUAGUUAGUACUAACAUGAGUAAUGAGGCCAUCCCACUAAAUUUGAGAAAUAAGUUCAUGAUGCACUAUCUCAUCUUGGAUGGAGUGAUUCAUCAAACCAAACACCCCUUAAAGUUUCUGGUGAAUUAGAAAUGCAAAUGGUGCGGCCAUCUUUUCGAUUUUUAUAUACAUAUUUUGUUUAAUAUUCUGUUGAAUGGCUGUCCUCAUUAUAAGACAUAUGGUGGAGUAGUGUAACUGUGCAAGUCACUGCCUCUCACUUGUUUACCUGUAUAGUUAUUACAAUUCGGAUCAAUACUCAUAAUGUUUUUCCUUUACUAUUGGUCCAGCCAGUAAUUAAUUGUUUUGUUAGAUAACUACCAUUGUAUUUACCAUGAAUGUAUUAUAAGCAUUAUCUUGGUGAGACCUUUUGAACUAAUAUUUCCUUUCAACAGCAAAGAAUCUUGCUCUAGCUGGUGUUAAAUCUGUUACCCUACAUGAUACUGGAAAUGUGGAAAUGUGGGACCUAUCAGGCAAUUUCUUUCUAUCUGAGGAUGACAUCGGGAAGAACAGGGCUGUUGCUUGUGUUGCAAAGCUUCAAGAACUUAACAAUGCUGUUCUCAUAUAUACCCUAACAGAAGAAUUGACCACUGAGCACCUUCCAAAGUUCCAAGUGGUUGUUUUCACUGACAUUAGUUUGGACAAGGCAUUUGAGUUCGAUGAUUAUUGUCGUAAUCAGCAGCCUCCAAUUUCCUUUAUCAAGACAGAAGUCCGUGGACUUUUUGGUAGUGUGUUUUGUGACUUUGGGCCUGAAUUCAGUGUUCUUGAUGUCGACGGUGAAGAUGCACGUACUGGCAUAAUUGCAUCCAUCUCCAUCACCACUGACAAUCGUACAAUGGUGUCCUGUGUUGAUGAUGAGCGCCUUGAUUUUCAGGAUGGUGAUCUUGUUGUUUUCUCAGAGGUCCAGGGUAUGACAGAACUGAAUGAUGGCAAGCCAAGGACAGUAAUGUGCGCAGGACCAUUUUCCUUUUGCAUCGAGGAUACAAGUAACUUUGGCACUUAUACAAAAGGUGGAAUUGUUACACAGGUGAAAGAACGGAAGAUCUUGAAGUUUAAGAGUUUGAGAGAUUCGAUUAGAGAACCUGGGAAUUUCCCUCUAAGUGAUUGUUCAAAGUUUACUCGCCCUCCUCUGCUUCAUUUUGCAUUUAUAGCUUUGGAUAAAUUUAGGAAAGAGUUUGGACGCUUCCCUGGUGUUGCUUGUGGUCUGGAUGCCCAAAGGUUUGUGGAGUUCACUGCUUCUAUCAAUGAAGCCACAAUUGAUUACAAGAUAGAAGAUGAGCUUGAUGAGAAUUUGUUGCGGCUUUUUGCUAGUGGUUCUAAAGCUGUCCUGAACCCAAUGGCUACUAUGUUUGGUGGAAUUGUCAGUCAAGAAGCUGUGAAGGCAUGUUCUGGGAAAUUUCAUCCACUGUACCGGUUCUUCUACUUUGAUUCAUCCGAAUCUCUGCCAACUCACCAAUUGGACCCUAAAGACCUGAAGCCAUUGAAUAGUCGCUAUGAUGCUCAGAUUUCUGUUUUUGGCUCUAAGCUUCAGAAAAAACUGCGGGAUGCCAAUGUCUUUGUUGUGGGAUCUGGUGCUCUUGGAUGUGAAUUUUUAAAGAACCUAGCUUUAAUGGGAGUGUCUUGCAGCCGUAAAGGGAAAAUUACUAUAACAGAUGAUGAUGUCAUCGAGAAAAGUAACUUGAGUCGCCAAUUUCUGUUCCGUGAUUGGAAUAUUGGACAUCCUAAAUCUACAGUAGCUGCCACAGCUGCUAGUGCUAUCAAUUCCUGCCUGCACAUUGAUGCUCUCCAGAACCGUGCCUGUCUAGAGACCGAGCAUGUGUUCCAUGAUGCAUUCUGGGAGAUCCUUGAUGUUGUCAUUAAUGCACUUGAUAAUGUUAAUGCUAGGAUGUACAUGGACAUGAGAUGUUUGUACUUCCAGAAACCACUCCUGGAAUCUGGAACACUGGGUACAAAAUGUAACACGCAAGUGGUAAUUCCUCACCUUACUGAAAAUUAUGGGACUUCACGAGACCCUCCUGAGAAGCAGGCACCCAUGUGCACAGUCCAUUCAUUUCCACACAAUAUUGACCAUUGUCUAACAUGGGCCCGCUCAGAGUUUGAGGGUUUGCUCGAGAAGACUCCAAAGGAAGUCAACUCUUUUCUGUCUAAUCCCGCUCAAUAUGCUGCCUCCAUGAAAAAGGCAGGUGAUGCUCAGGCCAGGGAGUUGCUUGAGCACGUAUGUGAAUGCCUUGAGAAGGAGUGUUGUGGAACAUUUGACGAUUGCAUAACGUGGGCAAGACUGAAAUUUGAAGAUUACUUCUCCAAUCGUGUGAAGCAGCUAACAUUCACGUUUCCUGAAGAUGCUGCCACUAGCAUGGGAGCCCAUUUCUGGUGUGCUCCAAAGCGUUUCCCUCACCCUCUGGAAUUUUCAGCUGCUGAUUCAUCACACAUUCAGUUUAUAAUGUCUGCUUCCAUAUUGAGGGCAUUGUCUUUUGGAAUCUCUAUACCUGAUUGGGCAAAGGACACUGAUAAUCUGGCUGAUGCAGUCAGUAAAGUUGCAGUACCUGAAUUUAAGCCAAAGAGCGGGGUGAAGAUUGAGACAGACGUGAAGGCCGAAAACAUCUCCAGUGCCUCAGUUGAUGACGCUGCUGUUAUCGAAGAUCUUUUAAGCAGGCUGAAAGCAUGUACCAAGAAACUACCUCCGAGAUUCCAAAUGAAACCUAUUCAGUUUGAGAAGGAUGAUGAUACAAAUUUCCACAUGGACUUAAUUGCUGGUCUUGCAAAUAUGCGUGCCAGGAACUAUGGCAUCCAAGAGGUUGACAAGCUGAAGGCAAAAAUUAUUGCAGGAAGGAUCAUCCCAGCUAUUGCAACUUCAACUGCCAUGGCGACAGGACUAGUGUGCCUUGAGCUUUACAAAGUUCUGGCCAGAGGGCACCCAAUCGAAGACUACCGCAAUACAUUUGCUAACCUGGCCCUACCGAUGCUCACCACAUCUGAACCUCUUCCCCCCACUGUGAUCAAGCAUGGAGAUAUGACGUGGACCGUAUGGGAUCGGUGGUCUAUCGAGGGAGACAUCACAGUUGCAGAGCUCCUGAAGUGGUUAAGCGACAAGGGCCUGAGUGCGUACAGUGUCUCCUGCGGCACAUCGUUGCUCUACAACAUAAUGUUCACAAGGCACAAGGAUCGACUGAGCAAGAAGAUCAGAGACGUAGCCAAGGAGGUGGCAAAGGUAGACAUUCCAGAAUACAGGAAGCAUCUGGAUGUCGUCGUUGCUUGUGAGGAUGACAACGGGAAAGAUGUCGACAUCCCUCUUAUCUCCAUUUAUUUCCGGUAGGUUGCACUGUGGAAAGAGUUGAAUGGGAAAAAAGAGGGUCCCGUGAAAAAGAGAUUUGGGUAGAUUCAUAAGUUCUGUCAAUAAUAUUCUCUCUCUUGUAACUAGAAAUCGGUAGCGAAGUGAUCACAGCUGGAGUUGCUUGUGGUGCGUCUCCUUACGGUUGUGUACGAGUGCUUGGGGUCCUGCUGUUGCAUGCCAACUAUUUGCAGGUGUGCAAUGUGAUGUGGAUAUUUUUGAUGAAUGAAUCUUCGGAGCUUCAGAAUAUAUUUACGCAGCACUUCACUGCAAUCGUCAAUGUCAGAUAGCAAUUUCAGUCU
Molecule: messenger RNA, 4319 nt
Organism: Zea mays
Lineage: Eukaryota; Viridiplantae; Streptophyta; Magnoliopsida; Poales; Poaceae
Product: ubiquitin-activating enzyme E1 3
Exons: 7
Coding region: 1147-4002 (951 amino acids)
Biological process (GO): protein sumoylation; protein ubiquitination; ubiquitin-dependent protein catabolic process
Cellular component (GO): SUMO activating enzyme complex; cytoplasm; nucleus
Molecular function (GO): SUMO activating enzyme activity; ubiquitin activating enzyme activity
Source: RefSeq, a predicted model, not a curated record